Molecule: messenger RNA, 657 nt
Organism: Esox lucius (northern pike)
Lineage: Eukaryota; Metazoa; Chordata; Actinopteri; Esociformes; Esocidae
Exons: 4
Coding region: 1-657 (218 amino acids)
Biological process (GO): spermatogenesis
Source: RefSeq, a predicted model, not a curated record
AUGAACCCUGUGUGGAAAGUGUACAAGAGCAAAGUGCUGAAGACCCUGAAUCCGGAUCUAGAGGAGGACUCUGCAGGACAGGUCAAUGAUGCAGAGAUGGACAUGAGUCCUGUCCAGGAGGAAGAGGGGCCAAGUGCAGUGUCCCAGCUGGCCAAGAGAAUGCAAGGUGCUGGGGCUAAGGGCUGGAACCGAAUGUCUGCCCUGUUCAACAGAGAGGACGAGCACCAGCUAUUGGAUGAGACUGAGACCCCACCUGUCGCAGACCAUCCACUAGCAGCCAUGCCUGAGGAGCCACAGAGGCCCACCAGACCCUCUGGAUUCUGGGGUAGCUUUGCAAACAACUGGAAGCAAAUGGCCGCCACGAGACAAGGCGGGGAAAAUUCUGCCACCCCUGCUAAUGAGACCGGUCCGACAGUGGAGGGUCAUGAAGUGGUUGGGGAGGGAGGUGUUGAGGGAGUAGGGGAAGCAGAGAGUAACCAGGGGGAGAAUGUGGUGGGAGAACAAAAUCAAGAUGGGGGAGGAGGAGGGAGCAACAACAUCUUCUCCAAAUACGCCUCGCUGGGAGGAGGAAGCGAGAACACGUCCUUCAAGUGGAACUUUGUCACCAGCAAGCUGGCAGAUUUGAAGACCAAGAGCAUGGCUGGCCAGCAAGACUGA